This is a messenger RNA of Fraxinus pennsylvanica, 540 nucleotides long. Lineage: Eukaryota; Viridiplantae; Streptophyta; Magnoliopsida; Lamiales; Oleaceae. The record is from the annotation of a GenBank genome assembly.
AUGGCAGCAUCAGCCCAGCAACAAAGAUAUUCCAAUAUUUCCGUUGGAUCUUCUUUAACCCCCAGUACAAAUUCAUCAUGGCUGUCACCUUCUGGACUCUAUGCCUUUGGAUUCUACAAUGUAACCAAUGGCUAUGCUAUUGGAAUUUUUCUUGCUGGGAUUCCAGAAAAAACUGUAGUGUGGACAGCCAACAGGGAUGAUGCCGUUUCUCCCAUCAAUGUGGUUUUGCUAUUAACCAACGAUGGACGACUCAUUUUGCAGCACGAAAAUGGAGACGGAAUAGUGAUUGUAAAUCCCAACACGUCUGUUGCUUCAGCUUCAAUGCUUGACAAUGGCAAUUUCGUGCUGUACAAGUCGUCUCAAAUUAUCACGUGGCAGAGUUUUGAUAACCCGACGGACACUCUUUUGCCUGGCCAACACCUCUCAGUCGGAAAAGAUAUUUUCUCCAGUGUUUCGGAGACAAACCCUGCCACAGGGAUUUUCCGUCUCAAGAUGCAAUACCCUGUGGGAGCUGAAGACAUGAAGAAUAAUGCUUACUAG